Myxocyprinus asiaticus (Chinese sucker) is the source of this 2628-nucleotide messenger RNA. RefSeq lists its product as uncharacterized. The record is from RefSeq and is a predicted model, not a curated record. The coding region runs from base 189 to 881 and encodes 230 amino acids. The transcript is spliced from 6 exons. Gene Ontology annotation, cellular component: membrane. NCBI's taxonomy places the organism in Eukaryota, Metazoa, Chordata, Actinopteri, Cypriniformes, Catostomidae.
AUAAUCAACUAUCAAAGAGUUACAGAGCAUAAUGCUUCCAAGAUGGUAAUGGGGGCAAAGAGCUUUUGAGUUACACCAUCCAAAUUCUUUGUGAUCUUGCAAUUGUGUUUCUUUUAACACAUAUUUAUAUAUUCUGUCAAAUUAAAUAUAAAUAAAUAAAACUUAGCAAUAUCUUUACAUGCCAAGUAAUGUGGUACCUGGUCACAGCACUACUCAUCUUCACAGUAUAUGGAAGCCAUGGUUGUGUAAUGAUGAGUCCAGACCAGAAGGUUGCAGUUGGGACAGGCGUCUAUUUGAUGUGUAAUUUCUCCAAAUGUCCUAAGCCUCUGGACACCAACUCUCUUAGUGUGGAGUGGGAAUUCCAGGAUAUCUCAUCUAAGCAAACAAUAAUCAUCUACUACAUCAGAAAUCAAACUGUAUCAAUACAUCCUGAUGUACUUUUUCGGGGAAAUGUAAAAUUGGGGAGCUUUGAUAUACUCCUCCAUUCCGUGACCUAUGAAAACAAUGGAACUUACUUGUGCAGACUGCGUCUCGAUGGCAUUUUCUACAAGAAUCGUACACACCUUUUAAUCCAUUCAGCAUCACAGAAAACAAUUAAUAAUCCAGCUGUGAACCGUGUGGAGGUACAUUUUCUCUGGUGGGUGCCUCUGGUGUCUGUAGCUGGGCUUGUGCUGUUAGUUGGUCCUGUGUUUUUAGGGAGGAAAGCUUGCAGAUCUCCACAGAAAGAGGACGUUUCAGCGCAAAAUAUGAAAGAGGUUCAAACCAGAACUGACACUGAUGACAUGGGCAACGAAUACAAGGAAACUGCAACGGAACAUAGAUGUCACGAAUCCCACCUCUGUAGUUCCUCCCACUCACCACCUGAGGGCUCCAUCACCUGAAUAUUGACUUUUACUCUUUGAACUCCAUUUCCCAUAAUCCCCGUACCUGGCACUGAUUACCUGCUCUCUUGUUCCUCAUCUACUCUGCUAUUUAAGUCUCACUCUCUAUCAUUGCAAAGUCUUGUUUUGCCUGGCUGACAUUUCUGAGCGUUCUCUGAGUUUAUUGUAUUUCCUGUGUGUGAUCCUGGACUGUGUACCCAGUUUUGACCCGUUGCUGCCUGCCUACUAUUACUGCCUUGUUUACCUGGAUUUUACCUGUGAUUGUCUGCUGCCUGCCCUGACCUCUUGCCUAUUUACUGACUACCUCUCUGGACUAGCUUGGAUAUUACUGUUGCUGGUGAUUGACCCCUGCCUAUCUGUAUUACUACGUUUAUUGUUAUUAAAACUGCACAUGGAUCUCAACUCUGUUGACUCAUCAUUACAGUAGAAUUCGGCACGUAAAAAUCAGUUUGCAAAAAAUUAGUUAUAGUAACGUUCAUUCUAUGAGACAGCAUAAGUUGGUUAAAGCCAAAAACGUAUCAGGUAUCAGGCCAUUUUAAGCAGAAGGCAUAAACUUCACCUAGCUUCCCCAGAUUGAGUGCCUGUUUCUUAAAAUAGGAAGUAUUAUAGUUGUUAUGGUUGUUGUAUGUAAAUCUACCUUAAAAUUCCAUUUGGCUUUUCUUCAGACUGUUCUGUCUUGUAAUUAGUUUGAGUAACAUACAAUUGCAAUAAAGUUACAAGUUGCUAAUAGCAAUCCCUGGUAGGCCUAAUACUUUGAAUAAACAUGAAUACAUUUAUCAAUUUCUGACAAGUGGUCAGAUGUAGGCUAAUGGCUCGCCUAAUGUGAUAUUCCAACAUAAUCACACGGGAAGUCGGCACGCUGUUUCCGAAAGAUCCGGUACCCUAGGAUCGGCAACAGUAUGCUGACUCACUGACAUGCCCCAUCUGCCAUCGGACAUAUCUGGAACGGCUCAACAACAAUUAAUUUCCCUCGUGGCAUGACUGUUAGCACAUUGCGUCAGUUGUAUGGAAGACCACAGUUCAAUCCCCAUUCAAACGAGGAAGCAAUCACAUUUGUGUAAACUAACAUUGCAUUUUGUCUCUACUAAUUGUUAUGGAUAGAUUUGGGUUUUGGUUGGAGGGUAGAUUAAAUAAAAUAAACAUUUCUCUUCACUGUUUUACACCCUAUUCAGCUGGAAAUAAUUAUUUUUACAACUGGCUUCUGGUGACCUCUCCUGGAUAUAAAUGGAUGUCACUCUUGUUUAUGUGCUCUGAAACAAUUACCGCUUUAGCCUCUGGAGGCAGUGUUUUCAAAUUCGGUCAGCGUAUACCGAUUUCGGCUAAAGAAAAAUCGGCACACACUUGCCGAAUUUUAUGUGAGAUCAGGCAGAUUAUUCUGGCCAUUGUGGCCCCCUACCCCAAAUGAGUUCCCCACCCCUGGCAUAGAGGUUUGAUUUUGGCAUGUUUAGAUUUGUUGUGAAUGUCAGUUAUUCCCAACCAGGUGUAUGUGUAUUCCAUAGACAACUUAAAGUUAUAGUUCACCCAAAAAAUGAAAAUUCUGUCUCCAAACCUUAUGUCAUUCCAAACCUGUAUGACUUUCUUUGUUCUGUGGAACACAUUUUCUGUCAAUGAAGAGCUACUUGAUUCUUACUUGAGCCUUAUGGACCUGUGGAUGUAUAGUAUAUAAGACAAAAAAAAAAUCACUGCUGUAGCUGGUUGUGUACAGUAGGGUUUGAAAAUUGUCUUUUAAGCUUGUUUGUUUGUCAUA